GAAAAAUUAUUCCGAUUUAAUUCACUGGGAAUGUAGAGGCCACAGAGCUGUCGUCCUCGGUUCAUCUCCCUCUCUCUCAGGAGCUUUCCCUCUCUCAGUGGCAAUGGGAGCUCAAAGCUCAGAAACCUCACACCCCAAUGAGGUAAUCCUCAACCUGACACCUCCGUCUUCCAAAACCAACUCCGGCUUCCCAUCACCACCGCCGCCGCCGCCGCCGCCAUCGACGACAAAAGUUCGGCCGGCACCCCCUCCUCCCGUUCCCAAACCCAAAUCCCGAUUCGUUGAGCUCAACUGCCCUCCCCGAGCAGGUGCUCCCAAGAGAUCUCACUCGCUCCCCGCCGCCGAUCCCUUGCCCUCCUCCGACUCCGAUUCCGACGACGACAAUCGCCCCUUCUCCGACAAAUUUCUCCCCGACAGCCACCUUCGACGCCGCCGCUGCAGAUUCGGCCUCCGCGCAGCCGCUGAAAGCCUAGCUCUCCUCCCACCCGCCGCCCUCCUCAUCUCCAUCCUCUUCUUCAAAUCCCUCCGCCAUAAAGUGUUCUGGGACAUCCAAAUCUGGCGAUGGUGCGUCGUCGUGAUUUCAAUCUUCUCCGGACGCCUAAUCUCCGGCUGGCUAGUCUGGAUCGCCGUAUUCCUCAUCGAGCGCCAUUUUCUCCUCCAGGAAAAGGUCCUCUACUUCGUCUAUGGCCUUCGCCGCGGAUGCGUCUGGCUCGGCCUCGUUCUUCUUGCUUGGUACCUCGUCCUCAACCCCGAUCGAUCCGAUCGAUCUUCUUCCGGCAUCGCGCUCCGCCGAAUCUCCCGCGGGCUCGUCACCGUGUUCGUCGCCUGCACGAUCUGGCUCCUCAAGAUCAUCUUCGUUAAGGUUCUCGCUUCCUCUUUUCAUGUGGCGACAUUCUUUGACAGGAUGAAGGAGAGCGUGUUCCACCAUUAUGUUCUAGAGGCGCUCUCCGGCGAUCCGAAAGAUCCAGAAGAGAAGGGGUUUGGUGGGGGGGAUGAGAAGCCUAGAAGGGCUGUUAGGGUGACGAAAUCGAUGGCGGGGAAGGUUGAUAUGGAGAGGCUGCGUCGGCUGAGCAGAGCAAAGGUGAGUGCGGCGAGCGUGCGGCGACUGGUAGGUGUUGUGAGAAGGACGGGGUUGACGACGGUAUCGAGGACGGUGGAUGAGCUUGUUAAGGCGGGGGAGUCGGAGAUCGGCGACGAGAUGGAGGCCAUGGCCGCCGCCCAGCAGAUCUUCAGGAACGUUGCCGGGCCAGCAAAAAAGUACAUAGAUGAGGAUGAUUUGAGGAGAUUUCUGACUGAGGAGGAGGUGCAGACCAUCUUUCCAUUGUUUGAAGGCGCCCUCGAUACUGGAAGGAUUAAGAAAUCUGCAUUCAGGAAUUGGGUGGUAAGAGCUUACAGGGAGAGGAAAUCGCUGGCUCACUCUUUAAACGACACGAAGACGGCGGUGCAGCAGCUGCACAAGCUUGCGAGUGCGGUUGUGAGUGUGAUAAUUGUUGUGGUAUCACUGCUGGUAAUGGGUGUGGCGACCACCAAAGUCUUUGUCGCCAUUACUUCUCAGCUCCUGCUGCUGGGGUUCUUCUUCCAGAACGCAGGGAAGACGUUGUUUGAAUCUAUCGUCUUUGUUUUUGUCAUGCAUCCGUUUGAUGUUGGCGAUCGCUGCGUCAUCGAUGGCGUCCAGAUGAUUGUUGAGGAAAUGAACAUCCUGACCACGGUCUUCCUUCGCUAUGAUAACGAGAAGAUUUAUUAUCCAAAUGCAGUUCUGCUCACAAAGCCCAUCAGUAAUUUCUACCGAAGCCCACAUAUGUGUGAUACGAUAGAAUUCCAAAUUGACGUUUCUACCCCCGUUGACUCUAUUACCUCUUUAAGAAAGUCAAUCCAGGCGUAUCUGGAAAGCAAGCCGAAGAACUGGGAUCCAAAGCACUCAGUUUUAGUGAAGGAGAUUGAGAACGUGAACAAGAUGAAGAUGGCCCUCAAUGUUCUGCACACAAUGAAUCACCAAAACUUCCCUGAAAGGAACAGCAGAAGAUCAGAGCUCAUCUUCGAGCUGAAGAAAAUCUUCGAAACACUAAACAUCAAAUACAAUCUGCUCCCCCAAGAAGUUCAUCUCACGCAGAUCCUCGGCGCCAACGCCAGAAUCCCCCCUCCUCCUCCUCCUCCUGCAGCCUCUCUUCUGUAACUAAUCACAGGCUGGUUUCUUUUUUUGUUUGAAGAUUUACUUGCCACUUAAUUCCUAUGUAUUUACAUAUCUAACACCUAAAUUUUAAUUUUUGCGCAUGGCACCAUCUUAGCUAUGCAUGAAAACAUGUAUUUCCCCCUUUAAAAGUUAACGCAGUGGUAUAUUUUUGGGGAUACCAAUGAUAUGUGUGGAAUAAUUGUAAAAAAAUAAACUUUAGGGGUUGGCUAUGUAAAUACAUGGGAAUUGGAUGUCAUGCAUGCAAAUGCCCCCUUUUUGUGUUUGCAGAAGGUGAAUUGAUGAAGAAUGAAGAGUGAUGAGAAGCAGGAGGAAAUGAUAUCAGAAUUUUUAUA
Messenger RNA from Phalaenopsis equestris, 2523 nucleotides. RefSeq names its product mechanosensitive ion channel protein 10-like. Gene Ontology annotation, biological process: detection of mechanical stimulus; transmembrane transport; monoatomic anion transport. The record is from RefSeq and is a predicted model, not a curated record. NCBI's taxonomy places the organism in Eukaryota, Viridiplantae, Streptophyta, Magnoliopsida, Asparagales, Orchidaceae. Gene Ontology annotation, cellular component: plasma membrane. Gene Ontology annotation, molecular function: mechanosensitive monoatomic ion channel activity.